GGUUCAUACAAAUUAUUGGUCGUGCACUUUCCCCAUUUUUUGUAUGAGAUUUUAAAUGAAGUUGUCAUUUAACCUCAAAUUAAGCCAAACACACCUUAACACCAUUCAAUCAUAAUCAAUAUCAUCAUCAUCAUCAUCCACCAUGGCCAAUAAUCUAAGUGGGUGGAUAAAUCGGAUAUUCCGAAGGUCAUCCCCUUCACCUGCGUAUGACCCUUUAUCAAAUGGGACCAAUCGAAUGCCUGGUGCAUUCCCUACUGGAUCAGAAGGCAAUAAUUCAACUAAUUUACAACCUCAACCUCAAUCACAAUUUGAAGAAGAUACGAAUCAUUUACGAAAUAAUUUUAAUUCUCAUAAUAUCAAUAUAUGGUUUAAGAAAUUAUUAAAUUGGUUCAAUUAUCUUAUUAUCAAACCUAUUAUUAUUCUUUUAGUGGUUAGUUUUCGAAUUUUAUCUAAGAUUCUUAAUGUGAUUUAUUUCAAAGAUAAUGGUGAUGAUUUAAUUUUAAUCAAUAAUCAUAAUGGACAUGGUAAUCAUAGACGGAGUGGAAGUCAUAAUAAUAUUCAUGCUAUAAAUGAUCCUAUUAAUAGAGUUAAUAAAUUCAUUCAAGAUUUAGAAGAUAAUUUAACUCCUGAACAAUUAUCUCAAUCUCCAAGUGUAAAUCAAUCAGUGGGGGAUAGUCAUUUACCUCCAUUUUAUCAAGGUAGUUAUAGUCAAGCAUUAUAUAUGACUACUAAUCGAGCUAAAUUCUUAUUCAUUUAUUUAACUAAUCCCUAUAAUGAAAAUUCAUCUAUUAUAUUUAAAAAAAUCAUCACUAAUGGGAAUUUCAUAUCGAUGUUUCAAACUGAUCCUGAUUUAUUAAUUUGGGGUGGAGAUUUAACUAAUCCUGAAGCUUAUCAAUUAGCCAAUAGUUUAAACGUGACGAAAUUCCCCUUUUUAGGAUUAUUAUGUUUAACUCGAAGUACUACCAUGACUCAAUCUGGACCUGUAAAGACAUCACCUAAAGUUUCAUUAGUUCUGAAAUUACAAGGAGGUUUAUUUAAUGAAGAUAUGGAUAUUAAUCAAUUAAUUAAAAGUAAAUUCCAUAAAAAAAUUGAAAAAUAUGCUCCUGAAUUAUCUGUUAUUAGAAAUGAAUUAAGAGAUAAAUUCAUGAGUCAAGUUUUAAUUAAACAACAAGAAAUCAAUUUUAAUAAUUCAUUACGGAAAGAUCAAUUAAAAAAGAAGGAGAAAUUACAUCGAGAAUUAAAGAAACAAUACUUAUUAUAUAUUGCACCUCAAUUUAGAAGUUUUGAAACGAAUUCAGGUGGUCAAGGAGAUACGGCUAGAAUCGCUAUAAAAUUAAAUAAUGGUAAACGAGUGACAUAUUAUUUCCCUAAGGAGAAUAAAGUAGAAGAUAUAUUCACGAUGGUUGAAUUAAUUCAAGAAGGAUAUUUGGAAAGUAAUGAAACUUUAUUAUUAACUGAUUUAGAAGCUUCCCAAAAAUUUAAAGAUUUUAAAUUAGAAUAUAAAUUUAAAUUAUUAUCACCGUUACCUCCCAGAGUUAUAUUGAAUGAAUUAAUGGAUGAACAGAUUAAGAAUGUCGAUACAGUUUAUCCAAGUGGGUUAUUAGUCAUAGAAGAUUUAUAGGUAUGUAAUAUGUGUGUGUGUGUGUGUGUAUAUUUAAGAUAAUAUAGAUUUAUACAUUAACGAGGGAAAAUGAUUACUACUAUUUAUAAGAA
Scheffersomyces coipomensis is the source of this 1713-nucleotide messenger RNA. RefSeq lists its product as uncharacterized. NCBI's taxonomy places the organism in Eukaryota, Fungi, Ascomycota, Pichiomycetes, Serinales, Debaryomycetaceae. Gene Ontology annotation, cellular component: endoplasmic reticulum. Bases 143 to 1621 code for a protein of 492 amino acids. The record is from RefSeq and is a predicted model, not a curated record. Gene Ontology annotation, molecular function: ubiquitin binding. The transcript has a single exon.